GACCAAGAGAACCUGUAGGGUUCAGCAUCAUGCUGGCAUUGGGCAUUGGCCAGUGGUGGAGAAGCAAGCUUUCCCUGAGGUGGAGACAGCUCUCCUGGAUUGCCUGCUGGAUUUCCCUGUAUGCUGCAGAGACUCUCCCCACCUGCCCCUUCUCCUGUAAAUGUGACAGCCAGAGUCUGGAAGUAGACUGCAGUGGCUUGGGGCUCUCCACAGUGCCUCCAGACGUGCCUGCUGCGACCCGUACCCUUUUGCUCUUGAACAACAAGUUGAACAUUCUGCCUAGUUGGGUUUUCUCCAAUCUGUCAAGCCUUCAGAGGCUGGAUCUGUCCAAUAACUUCCUGGACCAGCUGCCUCACGCAGUAUUUGGGGACCUGGUGAACCUAACUGAGCUUCAACUUCGAAAUAACAGCAUAAGGACCCUGGACAGGGAUCUCCUGCAGCAUGCACCCCUCCUCAGACACCUGGACCUGUCCAUCAAUGGCCUGGCACAACUGCCUCCUGGCCUCUUUGAUGGACUCCUGGCCCUUCGGUCUCUCUCACUCCGCUCCAACCGCUUGCAAAACCUUGACCGGGUGACAUUUGAACCUCUAGUGAGCCUGCAGCUGCUUCAGGUUGGGGACAACCCCUGGGAAUGUGACUGUAACUUGCGAGAGUUCAAGCACUGGAUGGAAUGGUUCUCCUAUCGUGGGGGACGCCUAGACCAGCUGGCCUGUACCAUGCCCAAAGAGCUGAGAGGGAAAGACAUGCGAAUGGUUCCCAUGGAGAUGUUCAACUAUUGCUCUCAGCUGGGGGAGAGCAGCUCAGCUGGGUUGGAAGUGUCUGGGCCUCCCUGUACCAAGGCCAGCCUAGAACCUGUUAAACCCAAGCCUGGGGCUGAGCCAGAACCCGAGCCCAGCACAGCCUGCCCCCAGAAACAGCGAUAUCGGCCAGUCAGUGUCCGUCGGGCCAUUGGUACUGUCAUUAUUGCUGGUGUGGUCUGUGGUAUUGUCUGUAUCAUGAUGGUUGUGGCUGCUGCCUAUGGAUGCAUUUAUGCCUCCCUCAUGGCCAAGUAUCACCGGGAGCUAAAGAAGCGCCAGCCCCUGAUGGGUGACCCAGAGGGUGAGCAUGAAGAUCAGAAGCAGAUCUCCUCUGUGGCAUGAGACUUCCCUACCCCCAUCUGGCCUCAAUAGGGAGGGCUGGGGAAGAAAGCCAGGGACUUUUAGCAAGCCCCUCUCUUAUGAAACUCUCCAGCACUCCUUCCUCUCGAUCCUGAGUUUCUGUUGUUCAGUUCCUAUCUCAGUCUGAUCACAGAACACUGCUUGCCUCAAUCCCACCUUCCUCCCAUGCCCUUCCAGGCAAAGAAACCACAGCCCAGCUGCCUCAAAGAACAAGAGUCCUUGAAACUUUUCGGGAAACUCUCCUGGUUUGCUCCCUCAUCAGACAUUUGGUUUUGGCUAGGAUAGGGAGAACAGAUGAGGGCAGAGAAGAAGGUGAAGAAGGGAGGCCUUUAGAAUUAUGUUUUUACCUUCCUCUCACUCUCUUCUGGGUGAAGCUGUGGCUGUGAUUCUUUCAGCAUUUUGCCUUCAAGAUGCUAGAGGAAGGGAGUCAUGGGAAUGGGGGUCAGAGGAAGAUUUCUGCUAAUCCUUCUUUUAGGGCUGGAAAGAUAUGUUUAACCUCCCUUCAAGGCAAAAGCUGAUUCUUUCUUUUAGGCUCUGAUACAGCCACAGGAAUAAACCUACCCUAUUCUUAUCAAUACAACUAUAUGAAUAUAUAAAUACUUCUUACACUGCAAAUGUAGUUAUGACCCUUAAAUCUGGCAUAAUCUCAUUGUCCCUGAAUUCACAAACUCACAUGCUCAUAGCAAUAUCAAUAAAACUAUAUUGAUUUAGGAGUCUACACACGGGGCAGAUUCAUGCAUACAAGUUCACACAAAGAUACAGAUACCAGGAAUCUUAGUGAAGCUGAGAUGUCACUUCCUCACAACAGUCAGCUGUUCAACUGUAGAAUUUCCUGCUUACUGCAGCCUUCUACAGCCAAUGGGGGAGAGAAACCCAAAUCCAACAGCACAAGGAUUCUUUUGCUAUCUGCUAAAGUGGGAUAAAGUAUUGUUUCUGGACCAGACUGCCUAUCACCAUGGUAACCAGCUCAAGCCUAGCAUGUUGGAUAUUGUGGGGACACCUGCCCCAGAGGCCUCAAAGCUGUAGUGAUUGUGGCUGGUGCAAUACUAGGAACUCAGACUCAUAUCACAGAAUACUUAUUCAGUUCAGAGCCUACACAGAGCAGCACUGCUAGGCACAGUUAGGACAGUCACCUCUGCGUACUGCAAUCUAGUUUCCCCUCUAGAGUCUGAGUUCUGAGGAAGGAAACUAGCAUGUUUCUUAUUUAAUCUAUGCUCUGAUAUGUGGUUUUGGGCAAAGUUGCAGAGCUGGAUCAUCCUUGGACAAUGCUGUUUGGCCUGGUGACCCCCUUUUGGAGGGGGGAGCAGGGGCAUAGAACUGGGAAAGUGAGUGUCAGGCAGAGAGAAUAACGUUCCUCACUGAAGUUCAUUACCAGCCAGAGUGCCCCACGGGGAUAUUCCCCUUACAAUCCCUUCUGGUGCUUGGAGAAGGGUGAAUUCCUUUUCCAGGCAUAGGUAAGCAUGAGUCCACUGGGGAAUCUGCCUGCUUGGUCCUGUUCCCCAGAGUCUUUAAUUACAGUUAAACUGAGGACCAGAAUCUGAGCCAGGAACCUACAGAUUUGGAUUCUAAAUGUAGCCAAUAGUAAUGGUAUAUAUACUAUACUAAGGAGGUAUGAGUAGAGUGGGAAUGGAAGAGGAAGGUCAUGGAGGAAUUGUGGGAACCCUAGUAUUUCUCCCUGGUUUUCCUUUUUCUUCCUCCUUUCUUCUUCCUUCUCCUUAUGAGUUGGAUGGCAGGUGAUGUUUUCAUCAUGCCCUGGGAGUACCUUGGUCUGCUCUUUUCAGGUCAGUGGUUUCCCAAGGAACAUCUGAGGGGCUAGAAGGCACCCAACUGGUUUGUGCUUCUACUGGGGUGUCUCAGGAGGACAAUACAAGGAAGAAGUGCAACUAAAGCACAGGCAUAGAGAGGGAUGGGGAAAGAUGGCAGGAUAUGACUGGGCUGGUCCUGGUUGCCUUUCGCCCACUCCCCCAAUUCUGCAUAUGUAAACCAUUGUGAAAAAAAGGGAAUGAGAUGUAAGGUGGGCAUAGUGGGGAAGGCAUCUUUGAGAAGGCGCUUCACCCGACUAAACUGGGGAGUGGAUACCAUUGGCAUAAGCCCAACAGGUAAACCCUUCCCUUGGGUAGGUGGGCCUUCCCUCUUCUUUAUGGGCUGGCAGCAGACCUGGUUGUUGUUAUUAUUGUUUUUAAUAGGGGUGGAG
Vombatus ursinus (common wombat) is the source of this 3351-nucleotide messenger RNA. RefSeq names its product leucine rich repeats and transmembrane domains 2 (gene LRTM2). The record is from RefSeq and is a predicted model, not a curated record. Gene Ontology annotation, biological process: positive regulation of synapse assembly; axonogenesis; regulation of presynapse assembly. Lineage: Eukaryota; Metazoa; Chordata; Mammalia; Diprotodontia; Vombatidae. Gene Ontology annotation, molecular function: protein binding. Bases 30 to 1139 code for a protein of 369 amino acids. Gene Ontology annotation, cellular component: membrane. The transcript has 3 exons.